CCACUUCCUUCCGGCCGACCCCGGCGUCUCCUGCUCGCCCAGGGAAGGGGAGGGGGUUCCUCGGCGGCGACAUGCGAUUCCGCUUCUGCGGGGACCUGGACUGCCCCGACUGGGUCCUAGCCGAGAUCAGCACCCUGGCCAAAAUCUCCUCGGUGAAGCUGAAGCUGAUCUGCGCCCAAGUGCUGCGGGACCUGCUGGGGGAGGCCAUCGAGUAUGAGAAGAUCCUGAAGCUGACCUCCGAUGCCAAAUUAGAGUCGGGGGACGUGAAGGCAACCAUUGCUGUCCUCAGCUUCAUCCUCUCCAGUGCAGCCAAGCACAACGUGGACAGCGAGUCCCUGUCGAGCGAGCUGCAGCAGCUGGGGCUGCCCAAAGAGCACGCCAGUGGGUUGUGUCGGUCCUACGAGGAGAAGCAGAGCUCCCUCCAGGACAGGCUGAAGGCCUGCAGCCUGAGAUUGAGCCGGCUGGGCUCGGUGUGCUGGCGGGUGGAUUACACCCUCAGCUCCAGUGAGCUGCGGGAGGUCAACGAGCCCCUUGUGCACCUGACCUUCAACGUGCAGAACGGGGAGCAUGGCAGGCCGGCAGCUGUCCCCAUGACCCUCUCAGCCGACAAGUUCCGUGUCCUGCUGGCAGAGCUGAAGCAAGCCCAGACCCUCAUGAACACCCUCCUCUGAGGAGCCAGGAUGAUGCUGGGAGGCACCGACGUGGGAUGGCAGGGCAGAACCAGGCUCUGGUGGGGAGGCAGAAAGCAGGGGCAGCUCUCCUCGCCCGCGGUGAGGCUGCCCCGCGGUGGAAAGCUCUAAUAAAGGCAACGCUGU
Messenger RNA from Dryobates pubescens (Downy woodpecker), 815 nucleotides. It is a transcript of the gene COMMD4, whose product is annotated as COMM domain containing 4. The transcript is spliced from 8 exons. Bases 72 to 671 code for a protein of 199 amino acids. The record is from RefSeq and is a predicted model, not a curated record. NCBI's taxonomy places the organism in Eukaryota, Metazoa, Chordata, Aves, Piciformes, Picidae.